AUGCUUGGAUAUGUUGAUUUCGGCAUAUUGAAGCGCUGCGAAAACAUUGUCAUACCAUCGCACAACUGGAGCGAGUCGUUCCAUUGGAAACAAAGCGAGCAGACGCAGGUGUCGGUGCUGCAGACCUCCAUUCCUCUGCCAGCAUCGGCGGCGGCUGUCCGGCGAGCCCCGCCAGACAAGCGACCGCUGCCAGCCACGCCUGUGCAUGGUGGCAAAAGUGGAUUGUCGGCUAGUUCCAGUCGAUCUACUAGUCCCUUGGGACAUGGAGUCGUGAGUUUCAUACCUCGAGCGCCGACCUCUUCAUCUGGGUCACGGCCCAACUCCUCGCUUCUCGCUCCCAGUAGUAAGAUCCCGUCCACCCUUCAAACGCAACAACAAACAUCGAAUAGUCAAAAUGGAACACCAUCGAAACAUUCUAUGCUAGAUAAAUUAAAACUUUUCAAUAAAGAUAAAGUAACUAAUGAAAAGCAACACAGUAAAAGCACUGCUGUGUCCAAACGAACAAGUUCUUCAAGUGGCUUCUCUUCUGCUAAAAGUGAACGAUCGGACUCUAGUUUGAGUCUCAAUGAAUCAUCAAAUAUUCCGAAUACACAUAUCAAAUCAUCAAAUUUGUUAGGACCGAAGAACUUAAGGCAACAAAACGAUAACUUGAUAAAAGAUAAAUCCGGUAAGAAUGUAAAAUCGAAACUGGUUCAUUCGAAAGCUCCUAAAGAAUCUAUUACGAAUUUAAGUAAGUCUAAUACUAAAUCUAGUAAUGAAAAGUCUAAAAAUAGUCCAAAGCUGCCAUCCCGUGAUAAAGAAUCGAAGUUGGCAGCGCCAAAGUCCAUUAGUAAUACUAAAUUAAAUCAAAUAGAUGAUCAACCUAGAAAUUCAAAAUCAAAACCGGAGUCCAAAAUGAGCAAGUUAUCAGGCAGCCAAAUAAAACUCAAUGAACAAAAGUCUGAUACUUCUGGAGAAUCGAAAGGAUAUGAGUGCGGACAUUCGAAAAACUUAACUUCUCAACCACAAACUCCAUCAGGUGGGCAGACUUUUGGCCUGCCAAAUCACACUGGUAUUCCAAAACCGACAGCAGCAGUAAAAGGAACUUUUAAAAUAUCAAAAGAGGAUAGACAUAUUAUAAAUAAAAGUACAAAUAAUCAAUUAAGUCCUAUACAAAGCAAUUCUAGUUUAAAUUCUACAAACAAUGUAAGUGCACUUCCAUUUAGUAGAGAACAAUCUAGUUUAGGUAAAGAUAUAUCUCAAAAGCAAACCCUAGCUGUUUCACCGAUGCCUGUUGUUAGUUCAGCCAAUCAAACUGGAUCGCAUAUGUCUGAAAGUUCACAUUCAAACUCUACUCAUAGCACGACUGGACAGCAUUCAAAUUCAAGUGAUGGCAGUGUAAUCUACCGUCCAUCUAGUGAGUCUGGUUCAGAAAUGUCGAAGGUACCAAGCAAUGUGACAUCGAAUAAAAGGCUAGAUAUGAAUACAACAUACAUAAACAAUGUUAUUAAUGAGGCCGAGAUAUCCGAGAAAGAAGCAGCAAAAAAACGACUUAUGGAAAAUUCUGCACAGAAACAACAACUUCAACAUAAUAAAACAUUAACAGAAACCAAUAGAAAUCUUGAAAGUGGAAGUCGAUCUAGUACUCCAUCACAUGGUCGAGACAAUUCUCUUGGUGAAGACGAUAAUCCAUUGAUGAACGUAAUGCCAAUGAGGCCUUUACUACGGGGAUACAAUAGCCAUUUGACAUUACCGAUGAGGACAUCGGGUUUAACACAAAAAAAUAUUCCCGGCUAUCCACAUCACGCCAAUACAGUCAAAGCCAAUUUUGGCAGGGAAAACAUAGGAUUGAGGGAGCGAAUGAACUACGGACCAGGAUUUUCUAACCCAGAUUACUGCGACCUUGAUAUUGCUUCGGGCUAUAUGUCUGAUGGAGAUUGCCUCCGGCGAAUAAAUGUAAAUGACAUGGACUGUGGUAGAAAUAAUGACUUGAUGGAUGGAUAUAUGUCCGAGGGAGGUGCUUCAUUGUAUGGACGACGAAUUAACUAUCAACAGCCUUCGCAGUUCCAACAACUUGAAGAAAGACGUGGCGGUGGCCGCAAUAGAGGCAUGGAGGGCGGUAGCGGUGUAGUGUACCGAGUGGUGGGACGCACGCGCAGUAAGGCCGACUGUGGGCAGCAGACUGACAGACAACCACCACAACAAGAUACCACGUGGAAGAAAUACACCGACUCGCCUGGGGUGGGGACUCCGCCUUUGAAUGCACCCACGCAAGCACCACCAAGUCCGUCACAUGGACGGAAAGGAGAAAGACGUACGGGUCAUCAUUCUCCGCAACAUCACAAACGAGAGAAAUUGACUGCUGCACAGCAGCUUGGAAUUGCACCACAUCCUCAAUAUCCAGCCACUAAUUCUGGUAAUCAACACUCUUCAAGAAGUGGUGGUUCACAAUUGCAGUCUCCUAGUGGUGCAUCUUCGCGGCCAUCUAGCGUCUCAAGUGGUGGAAACGGAAGCAGUUGUUCUAGUAAAGCCAAAGUUCCACAAAACUUUGGCUAUGUGAAGCGACAAAACGGUGUGCAACAACCAUCGGUUCAAGUUAACACCAAUGGCCCCCCGCCACACGGACAUAAAAAUGGAAUUGGACCAAAGUCAUAUUCAUUGGGGGGCACAGCUGCAGCUCAGUUAUCAGCAUCAGUGCGUGAAAGACUUCUCGGAUCCCAAUCACUUCCAAAACCUGGAACACAUGAGUUUGCCGCAUUGUUCCAUCACCAUAGAAUCACUCAAAGAGGUGGUAUCAAAAUUAGCGAUGGCAGCCUUUCUGAUACUCAAACAUACUCAGAAGUGAAAUCAGAUUAUGGUAUACCCUACGCUCCUUGGCUGAGACACAGCAACACAUAUUCGGCGAGCGGGCGACUAUCUGAAGGCGAAUCGAUGGAAUCUCUCACUUCGCUGCAUUCGGCGCAGCACAACCACACCUCCCCUAACUCACACCGCAGCUCACUCACUCACAAUAAGCUCAUCAUGCACCGGGAACAGGGCUCCAGGCUUAACAGGAGCAACAGUAUUAGAUCAACAAAAUCUGAGAAACUGUAUCCUUCAAUGCUGCAGCGGUCAUCGGAGAGCGAUUAUGAGCCUUAUUAUUGCUUACCAGUGCAGUAUGGGCCUGGCGGUCAAGGUUUAAACUACGGAGUUUCGGAGCCACCGUCACCAUCCCCGAGAUCGGCACUGAGUCCUACUCAUCAACCAGGAAACGUGAUCCAUACACCUCGACACUCUCAUCACUAUCCUAAGAAGAAUGAUGAUGGUAAGCAUACAAGAUUUAUUAAUAACAAUGUCACUCUAUACUAGUAUUAUAAAGAGAAAAGAUGUGAUUUUUUGUUUGCAUCGAAUAUGCCCCUAAACGACUGGUCCGAUUUUUUAUUUUCUUUUCACCUACGGGUAGUUACAUCAUAAUGCGGGGAACGUAGGCUAUAUUUUAUCCCAAAAAGGGAUCCCGAAGUAAAAAGGAUGAAAAUAGGAGUUGAAAUUUGUGUAAGGAAUUAAAUAUUUACCAUAGCAAUCAUUUUUAUUAUUCAAUUUUUCAUUGUAAUUAUAUCUGUGUCAUGAUAUGAAUCGAUAUCUAAAUAAACAGUUCACCUCUGAAUUUUUUACUAUGAAUAAGAUAGGUAUCCAAAGGAGAUUGACCUUUUUUGUUUGGACUAA
Messenger RNA from Diatraea saccharalis (sugarcane borer), 3681 nucleotides. NCBI's taxonomy places the organism in Eukaryota, Metazoa, Arthropoda, Insecta, Lepidoptera, Crambidae. The record is from the annotation of a GenBank genome assembly.